This is a messenger RNA of Drosophila navojoa, 1101 nucleotides long. RefSeq names its product pre-mRNA processing factor 18 (gene Prp18). Gene Ontology annotation, biological process: generation of catalytic spliceosome for second transesterification step; RNA splicing. NCBI's taxonomy places the organism in Eukaryota, Metazoa, Arthropoda, Insecta, Diptera, Drosophilidae. The record is from RefSeq and is a predicted model, not a curated record. Gene Ontology annotation, cellular component: U2-type post-spliceosomal complex; U4/U6 x U5 tri-snRNP complex; U5 snRNP.
CAUUCAGUGCUACUAUUUGAUGGCUAUUGUUUAUAGAAAUCUUUUGAUGUAAAUAAAUACAAAAUGGAUAUAUUAAAAGCAGAAAUAGCUCGAAAACGCAAGUUAUUAGAAGAAAAACAAUUAGUGGACGACAAGAAAAAGUUUUUUCGACGGGGCGACCUAAGCGCUAAAGACACCGAGGAAGUACUACAAAAAGUGGGAUACAAGAAACAGGAGCAAAUUGCAGAGCCCAGGACCGAGGGUGCUUAUAGCUUUGUUGCUGAUGGCCAGAAUAUUUUACCUCGCAUGGAAGUUAUACGGCGACUGCGGGAGCGCGGAGAGCCUAUCUUAUUGUUCGGCGAGACGGAGCCAGAGGCGUUCGAUAGGCUGAGAAUUUGCGAAAUCUCACAGCCUGAAGCUAACCGUGGUUUCCGCAACGAUUUUCAAGAAGCUAUGGAGCAAGUGGAUGCAGCAUAUUUACAGGAAAUGUUUGCAAACACACCCACGGCCAAGGAAGAUAAGAAGUCAGACUUCGCAGAGUUGGAUGAAUCGAUAACCUGGGAGAGUAUACAGACGAUGGCUCUAAAAAUGGGCAAAAACAAAGACUAUGACAUGGACGUCAUCAUAACGCUCUUAACCUUUCUUCUAAAGCUGUGGAAUGCACAGAUCGCCAACUACACAAAGCAUGAGAAAAUGUCAACGAAGGUCAAAAUGACUCGGGUCAUUUACACGCAGACGAAAGAGUACGUAAAGCCGCUGUUUCGAAAACUCAAGCAUCACACCUUACCUGAGGACAUCCUCGACAGCUUGCGCGACAUCUGCAAGCAUUUACUCAACCGCAAUUACAUAUCGGCAAGCGAUGCAUACUUGGAAAUGGCUAUUGGCAAUGCCCCAUGGCCCAUUGGUGUCACCAUGGUGGGCAUUCACGCCCGAACGGGUCGUGAGAAGAUUUUCUCAAAAAACGUCGCACAUGUUAUGAACGACGAAACACAACGCAAAUAUAUUCAGGGCCUAAAGCGAUUGAUGACAAAAUGUCAGGAAUACUUCCCAACCGAUCCCUCGAAGUGUGUAGAGUAUGUAAGCAAAAAGGACCGUGAAUAAAUAAAAUUUUAAAUGUUGAUU